This is a messenger RNA of Osmerus eperlanus (European smelt), 5018 nucleotides long. Its product is annotated as sodium/calcium exchanger 3-like. NCBI's taxonomy places the organism in Eukaryota, Metazoa, Chordata, Actinopteri, Osmeriformes, Osmeridae. Gene Ontology annotation, cellular component: postsynapse; sarcolemma; axon. The record is from RefSeq and is a predicted model, not a curated record. Gene Ontology annotation, molecular function: calcium:sodium antiporter activity. The transcript has 5 exons. The annotation marks the transcript as partial. Gene Ontology annotation, biological process: sodium ion transmembrane transport; calcium ion import across plasma membrane.
ACAGCUCUGUUGCUUGCAAAAGAUGUCCCAGAGAGGAAGUUGUCAUCAGAGGAGGAGGAAGCCAAGCGUAUAGCGGAGAUGGGGAAGCCAGUGUUGGGGGAGCAUGCUAAGCUGGAGGUCAUCAUUGAGGAGUCCUAUGAGUUCAAGAGCACCGUGGACAAGCUGAUUAAGAAGACUAAUUUAGCAUUGGUGGUCGGCACCAACUCCUGGAGAGAACAGUUCUUGGAGGCCAUCACUGUCAGUGCAGGAGAUGAGGACGAGGACGACACAGGGGAAGAGCGACUCCCUUCCUGCUUCGACUACGUCAUGCACUUUCUGACGGUGUUCUGGAAGGUUCUGUUCGCCUGCGUCCCGCCCACGGACUACAUGAGCGGCUGGGCGUGCUUCGUGGUGUCCAUCGCCAUCAUCGGCCUGCUGACGGCCGUCAUUGGCGACCUGGCGUCCCACUUCGGCUGCACCAUCGGCCUCAAGGACUCCGUCACUGCCGUGGUGUUCGUGGCGCUUGGCACUUCUGUCCCUGACACGUUUGCCAGCAAGGUGUCAGCGGUCCAGGACUCGUAUGCCGACGCCUCCAUCGGGAACGUGACGGGCAGCAACGCCGUCAACGUGUUCCUGGGCAUCGGCGUGGCGUGGUCCGUGGCCGCCAUCUACUGGCACUCCCAGGGCAAGCAGUUUGUGGUGGACGCCGGCUCACUGGCCUUCUCCGUCACCCUCUUCACCAUCCUUGCCUUCCUGGCCGUGUCCGUGCUGCUGUACCGGCGCCGGGCCCACAUCGGGGGGGAGCUGGGGGGCCCGCGGGGGCACAGACUGGCCACCUCCGCCUUCUUUUUCAGCCUCUGGCUGCUCUACAUCCUGUUCUCCAGCCUGGAGGCCUACUGUCAUAUACAGGGCUUCUGAGGCCCUAAUCUGGCUGCCCAGGAACGCCUCGGCCCGUGAACACGGAAUGAAAACGAAACGGUUCAAAGUACAACUCCCGAAACGAAAAGUGUGGAUUCUCAAGUGUGGAAAUUGCUCGGUCGCUUACAAACGUAAAGAUGGAAAGAUAAGGGGAGGACGUGGGGAUCACUGUCCAACCCUGCCCCACCUCCCUGCCUCCCUCCUCCUCUCUCCCACCCUCUAGGCUCUCGGGACACCCAGGAGAGCGAGGCCUGCUCCCUUGAGAGGCUCAGAGCCCAUCUGGUCUAGCCUGGGUGUGCUUACAUCCCGGGGGGGGGGGGGAGGGCUGUGAGGACCAAGCUCUGGGAGGGGUCAUUCCACAGGACCACCGCAGGCCCAGGCUGAGAGAUCUGAGCUGUCAAGAGAUCUAUAUUUUUCUCAACACCUGAUGAGAACAACUUUUUUUAAAUGAAGUAUUUUGGGGAUAAAAAUGCAAACAAACAAAGAAACAAAAAAAAACUACCAAAAAAAGGAAUCAAAUAAACUAUUUUCUGAUCUAUAUUAAGGAUGACAAAAUAAUAAUUCUAUCAUAAAGGAAAAAUGUUGUUGAAAGACAGUUGAAUGGACUCAUUAAAGUAUUUAUUUUUUAUUUGAAUAGUUUCCUAAGGCUCGCUGCAGUUUUCAGAUUUCACACCGACAGGAGGAGCAACAACAUCAUACUGGCAUAACAACUCAGCAGUCCAGCAAGGCCGAGCAGAGGUGAAGGAGAGGAGGAACAUUAGCAAACUGCCCUGAGCAUUACUGCAGUACUAUAUACGUAUCUAUAUAUAAUAUAUUUCCAUAUUUUCUGUAUAUUUUGAAUAUUUAUUUCAAUGUGCAUUCACAUUCAGCAGUGUCAUCCGAGGAUUGCUGUGGCUUGGGGGGGGGGGGGGGUCAUGUAUCAUGAAUACAAAAACGAUGUCUUCACAUUUUUAAGAGUUGUAUAUCUUAGCUUGUUAAAGAAGUGCGUUGUACUUUAUUUAUUAAUAUUUCGGUCUCACAUUUUGAAUCAGAUAUCCCAAAAACGUGUUUUGCUGCGGGGAAAGUCUGAGGUAUUUUUAUACUGUUUCUUCCAUGCACUUUGAUGUGUAGUCCUAUUUAUGGAAACUCUUACUCGCACAAACGUGCAAAGCGGCCAAUAGUGACUAGCCUACUACAAAUCUGCUGACUGUCAGGAGCACCUGCAACUGCUGCAUCUACAGUUGGGCAAGAAGACAGGAAACUGGAACAGGGAAACGUUUGUGAGGAGUUUGGCUCUCAAAGAUUAACCCUAACUAAGGCUAACCUAAACCAUUUGGUUCAGUUUAAUUUGAUCAGUCAAGAUGGUGGGUGGAAAUUAAGGUGAUGAUCUGUAAACUGCUGCUAGUAUGUGUUUGAAGACAGCAACUAGACUGAGUUUGGAGAGAAAUAGGCAUUAUUAAAAUGCUGUUAAAUGCCUAAUAAAACUGAAACAGUGAGGGCGAGAGAGAAAAUGUCUGAAUAUUGAUUUGAAACUCCUAACAAUCACAUAUUUAUAAUUUGCGUGAAAUUUUUUACUGACAUAAUCAGUCAUCGUUGGCUCAAAUCAGUAUGAGAACCAAAGAGAAAUGUUAAAGCAUUUUUAAAGGGCGACAGGAAGCAGCAGUAACACUCUUUGGCCAGUAGGGGGAUGUCGCUUUCUUCUGCUCCACUUUUCAUGACUUCCUGUUUGUGAGUUGUCCUUCCCUGGCGGUGAGCAGACUUGUACAUAUGUACCUGGUUACUGGAGAGAGACAGAGCAGAUGAUCUCCCCAGGCCAAGGACAAUACCUGCUCUCUCUGUCUGAUCUCUCUCUACUCUCUGUUACACCUGCUCUCUUACUGCUCACUCUCUCUCUUUCUGCUCUCUCUGCUCUCUGGCAAAAGGGCACUAGCUGCUGUUUGAGUGUAACUGAGAAGAAUGGACCCAUUAUUUUCUCUAAAACACAAUACGACUGAAUUUAGAUUCAACCACACGUCAAAACAAGUAGUGAUACCAAAAACAACAGUUACUCAAUUUUGACCAAAUGGCCAGUUGCUGCCCCUUUUGCUUGGGGGUGCAGAGGGCAUGUCAGCAGAAGUGUGUACGCAUCAACACACAUCUCUAGUUUGUUUACAUGGAGGCUUCGUCAUGGAAACAGACAACGUACAUGCUAACUGUAUCCUGGAGAAACAGUAACAAACAAAAAUAUACUGUAUGUUUUGGUUGUGUUCUUAUUAUGCGACCUCAAAUGAAAGGAUGUCAUCCAGUGGUCUUAAGUUCUACUGUCCAAGGUUAUUAUGGGGGGGAGGCACUGUCAAUUAUUGAUCAUUGAUUCUUUGGUAGCUAAUCAUUGUAUUUAUCCUGUUUCUCUGUAUGAUUUUAUUUGAGAAGAAUCACACAUUCUGUGUGUAGACAGGAUUCAUGUCAUGAAUGAUGAUCUACAAUACAUCUCAUCUGAGUGUGGAUGUUGAGGUAUUUGUGUGUGUGAUUGGGUCUGUGGUUGUGUAUGCGUGUGUGUGAGUGCUCGUGUGGGUGUGUGUGUGAUGGUGUAUUUGUGUGUGUGUGUGUGUGUUUGCAGUCAGGAUGUGUCUGGUUUUGAGUAUUUCAACCUUCAUGCUGCUGUCUGCCUGUCCUCUACAGCAGACUUGCUGUCUUAAAGCUACACGUCUUCAAACUUGUUCCAUGUGGGUACAGCUCAGUAGGAGAGCUCACAGGUUCUUGUGGGACACAGUUUAGAUGUUCCGUGAGAUUCCGACACCACAUGCAGAGAAUUCUGUUCUCGAUUCUGUUUUGGGAGAGGAAGGAUACCUUUUACCCAGCCAGUCACCCAAAUACCAACAAUGAUCUCAUUCAAGAAGAGUUUGUUUAGUACUUUGAGGGUAUAGAAGGGUGAGACUGACAGGUGGGCAGCCACACUCCCACUCCAGCCCCUCCUUUCUCCAAGUCGCUGCCACAUAAUUGUUGCCAUAGAUACUAGACUAAGUUAACGUGUUUCAGUAAUCUCUAAGUAUGAUGAAGUCAUUGCCACCAUGCACUUGAUUACACUAAGUAUACCUGAGAGUAUAGAGAGAGAUGUAAUCUAUCUGACAUGCAUUGGAACACAACAGUGUGUGGUUAUUGUGUGCAUUCAUAUUGCUGUUAUGAGUACUCAGCUGGAGGGUACAGAUAAUUGCUUUGUUUACAUUUUAUAGAUCAACAAAGAUUUUACCUUCAAAUACCAGUAUUCUGUUAUUUUAUUUGUUCUUUUUUUUUUGGCCAAUCAGCUUUAUUGUAACAUUGUUGUAUUUACAGUUCACCAAUAAAACUGUUGGUGAUUCUACAGCAGAACAGCCCCCCCCCCCCCCCCCCCCCCCAAGUGAAGGCCUUGGUGCUGCCUGCUAUCUAAGUCAAACAUGGCCUGGCAGGAUCUUUAUCAUUUCACCUAAAUCCACACAUUGCUGAGAGUGGCGUCCCAAACCAACUCUUCCUCUUGCAGUCUCAUAUCAGAAGAACUACAAUCAUGUCUACCAACCCGCAGCUUGUGAACCAGGUUGUAAGCUCUGUUCCACAUCGGGCGAGACUCAUUUAAAAUGUCACCCACUCCAUCCACAAGGUGUUGACUCUUUCAAAUGUUUAUUCCGCACAAGUACUUGAUUUCAGUGUGAAACAUAAAAAUUGCAUUUCUCUGUCUAACUUAUGUCAAAACAGUCCUUAUAUCUAUAAAUAUAUAUAAUCAUGUCUUACCACACAAUUGUGGGUUUCUUUAAGGAACAGACUGGAAUUCAAUCAAACCUGGGAAUCCUUCUAGAUUCUACUCGGUAAAACCAGCAGAAUCUCUCAGAGGAGGCUGAAAUGUCAUUAGUCCAAUCGAAACACAUAGCAGUUCAUUUGAAUAGAAGAGAAGGGCUUUGAUGGAAUUCCAGUUUUGCACACAACACACAUGGUCCUGUUCUGUACUUCACGGAAGGUUGUGGGACUGCUCAAUUGAUUGUUUUGUUAAGUUGGUUGUUUUUUACUCCUUGCUAUGAAUUGUUUGUUUUUAUUUCAGGGAAUUAUGCAUGAAAUUAACCUUAAUUUAAUUCAUUUAUGCCAAGUUGUUUAUUUUAUUUUUUGGAGUCAAUAACAUAAUAAAGGAGACUAUUUGA